Molecule: messenger RNA, 969 nt
Organism: Actinia tenebrosa (Australian red waratah sea anemone)
Lineage: Eukaryota; Metazoa; Cnidaria; Anthozoa; Actiniaria; Actiniidae
Product: transient receptor potential cation channel subfamily A member 1
Biological process (GO): monoatomic ion transmembrane transport
Cellular component (GO): transmembrane transporter complex; membrane
Molecular function (GO): monoatomic ion channel activity; protein binding
Source: RefSeq, a predicted model, not a curated record
AUUAUUAUUUUAUUUAUACCUUUUGUUAUUGCUUUUGGAAUCCCUUUUUAUUUAUUAUUUAAUAGAAACUUUAAGGUGGAGGGCACGUCUAAUGAUGCUAUCAGCCCAAGAAACAAUACAACGGAGGCCGCUCCAGAAUCCCCUUCAAAUCCCAGCGGCAAAGCCUUUCUCUUCGACCGUCUUCCCUACUCUCUCUUCACGACUUUUAUGUUAAUUCUCGGAGAGAUGAAAUAUCCCCAUACUGUGUUUAAAUAUCAGCCCCUACCACAUCCGGGCAUUAGUUAUGUCAUAUAUAUAAUCUUCUGUGUCUGUAUGCCCAUCAUUAUCAAGAAUUUGCUCAUUGGCUUGUCCGUUGGUGAUGUUAAUCGUAUUCUACAGACAGCGAAAAUGGAACAGCAUUCGAUGCAGGUUGAAUUACUUCUGGAACUCGAGCGUGCUACGCCAAGAAAGGUGUUGCGUAAAAUCUGGGUUUCGUAUUACGUUGAAUUUCCAAACAGGAAAAAAACAUGGAAGCAGAAACUAAUGGAAUUUGGAUCACCAAAGAGGACGACAUCCAAUCAAGAUUCAUAUGUCAAUCCCGCUUUGUUGGCAAUAACAGAACAAGUGAAUAAACUCACAAAGAAGGUAGACCAACAAGAAGAAAGGUUUCGCAAUAUUCUUCGCAUUCUGAAUCGAAUGGAUGGAAGACUCGCUGAGAUGAGUAACAACAGACCUCAGGGUGGAGGAGUUGGGAAUGCCGAAACUGUAAGCCAUGAAGAAGAGGACGACGAUCCUGAUAUGGCACCGGAAGUCAACAGAGAAACACCGCCAUUUCGCCGUGGUUUCAGAAGAACUACAACAUCUCAUAGACAACCGGAUGAGUACAAGCACACUACCUCAGUGUGAAGAUCACUUAAGAGUCAUAUAUUUUAUAAAUAUUCUCAUUAUUUUUACUGAACGUAAAUCAGAUAUUUUAUGUGGACAAUUUUU